Messenger RNA from Triplophysa rosa, 8206 nucleotides. It is a transcript of the gene ppp1r9a, whose product is annotated as protein phosphatase 1, regulatory subunit 9A. Gene Ontology annotation, molecular function: actin filament binding. NCBI's taxonomy places the organism in Eukaryota, Metazoa, Chordata, Actinopteri, Cypriniformes, Nemacheilidae. The transcript has 20 exons. The record is from RefSeq and is a predicted model, not a curated record. Gene Ontology annotation, biological process: neuron projection development; calcium-mediated signaling; actin filament organization. Gene Ontology annotation, cellular component: postsynaptic density; dendrite; actin cytoskeleton.
CUUGAUAUCCCCAAAAAAUGUAAAUACAAUAUAACCAAAACCAGUGACACAGUAAAAACAUAAAUGUAUAAAUAUGAAAAAAAAAAUCAUAUAUCAAACUAUUUAAGACAAUAUUGAAGACGACAGAGACAAAACUCUAAUUGAGAUUAUUUCAAUACAGAUUCUUUUUAGUUUCUAUAUUUGUGUAGUUGAAUAUGUAUAAUGUGCAAUUUAUUGUACAUUUAUAUAACGGGUGUGUCUGCCUUAAAGGGAUACUUCACCCAAAAAUUCUGUCAUCAUUUACUCACCCUCGAGUUGUUCCAAAUCUGUAUAAAUUUCUUUGUUCUGAUGAACACAUAGAAAAAUAUUUGGAAGAAUGCUCAUAACCAGACAGAUUUUGCCCCACAUUGACUACCAUAGUAGGAAAAAAUACAAUGAUAUUCAAAAGUGCCCCAGAACUGUUUGCUGUCCUACAUUCUUCAAAAUGUCUUCUUUUGUGUUCAAAAAAACAAAAAAAAAGUAAAAUAAAAAAAGUAAUUUUUCCUACUAUGGGAGUCAACAGGCAAGAUCUGUUUGGUUAUAAGCAUUCUUCCAAAAAUCUUUCUCUGUGUUUUGAUAGAAUUUUCAUUUUUGGGUGAAGUAUCCCUUUAAAAAACGAAAAUUAAUUUAAGAAUUGUGUAGGAAUGUGUUAGAAUCUAUUAUGUGAUAGAGUGGAUGAGUGCGUCUUGGGCAUUAGGCCAAUGACUCUCAUUGGCUGCUGGAGUGUAGUACAGUGAGUCGCAAUCUCUAAACAUUCCACGCUCACUCUCACACACCAUUACCCCUCCCUCACAUGCUACAUCAAUCCCUGUUCACUGACACAACAUGGGCACACACAUCCUCCUUAUCCAAGCAUUAUUUCAGAGGAAAGAUGCUAGUUUCUAUGAUAGACUGCUGGUUUUUAAUCACCAGAGGGGAGUGUGCUGCACAAGAGAGAUCUCGUCAUGCCUUCAGACACAAAACGGCUAGCACAUCACUCAAAGCAGGUUUACUACUUUAAAGGGAUAGUUCACACCAAAAUUUUCAUAAUUUACUCACCCUCAUAUCAUUCCAAACCUAUAUGACUUCAUUUUUUCUGCGCAACACAAAAGAUGAUAUUUUGAAGAAUGCUGGUAACCAAACAACACUGACCCCCAUUGACUUCCAUUGUGUUGAGAUAUUUCUCAAAAUAUCUUCUUUUGUGUUCUACACAAGAAAGACAACACGGGGGUGAAUAAAUGAUGAGAAUUUUUUUUUAGGGUGAACUACUGUAUCCUUGCAAUAUGUGCAAACUGCAGAAAUCCAAAGCAUAUAAAUAAAAUACAUGCAAUUGUAAUGAGCUUGGAGAUCAGCUGUGUCAUUAGAGUCAGAAUGUCACCACUGGCUAUCCAUGAUACGCAUUGAUCUGUUUUCAGGGUGUUGAUGACUGGUUUUGUUUGGGGUCACAGAUGCACGCAUUGAAUAAUAGCAGCACCAGAUGGUUUACACCGUCUCCCCAUGGGGGACCUUAGCCCGGAGCCUGAUAUAAACCUGAUAACAAAUAAACCACAUUACAAGGGCUAUAAAAUCAUCAGAAUAAAACUCCACAAGAGCAACUAAACCUGAAGCUUGACACUAUUCUAAUACAUCAACUAUUAAUGGUUAAUGCCAAACCUUGGGCCAGUAAGUAAUGGCAAAAAAGGGACCGUACACAUGCAGACCCCGCAUACACAUAUGCAAACACCCAGUGCAUACAUAUAACAGACAAGCCCUGUAGUUGAAAUGGCUAAUCCUGGUUUAUGCUUCUAUGGGCCGACCUUGAGCGGGCCAAAUGAGGAUAUUCAUCAUGUGCCCACUGAGAAGACAUUUUCUCUCUCACUUCCAUGGCACAGGGAUGAAACAGCUCUGUGCUGACUUUUCUUUUCAGAUCGGGGGAAUUCAAGAGCUUUACAAUUCGUCUGAAUAAACCGCACAGACUAAUCGUAGACGUGUAGACGUAAAACUGUUCAAAGUACCACAGCCUGGAAAAGAAAGCUAUCCACAGAACUGGGACAGCCCGUCAUGACUAAGCUACAGCUAGGAACAUGCUCAAGGUGAAGUGAGAGAAUUCUUUUCCCCAAGGUGCCUAUUUAGCAGGUCUCCCGCCCUUCUCAAAAUGUGAUAUUGCACCUAACAAACACAAUAGGAAGGAAUGUUACUGUAUAUCUGAGAGAAGACCUCCAUCGUCGAGGCUAAAAUGUUGAAGACGGAGGCCUCGGCAGAGAGGAAUACCCUUAGGAGUGCUUCCCCGCACCGGAACGCCUACAGGGCAGAGUUCCAGGCUCUAAAGAACACCUUUGAUCAACCUAGUAGACAUGAUGGAGAUCGCAAGCUCAAGGACCAAGAGGGGGUCAGGCAACCGCGAGGAAGGCAGUAUGGGGCCCAAGUCAGUCGUAUCAAGAACAUGUUCAUGCAGAUGGGUACAGAGAACACAGGCUCCAAGAAACGUGGAGGGGAUGAGACCUCCCCACAGAAACUCACUAAGCCAACAAACUUCAUCAACAGGGCGGAUGGAUCAGUAAUUAAGUUCCAGCAUGGUAAUGGAGAGCGGACUGGUGGUGACCAUCACAACUCCAAGUUCUCAGAAACAAGGAAACUCUUUGAGCAGAGCUCCAGAGAUGCUUCGCAGUCACCCGUGUAUUCUUAAGGUAAAGAGAAGAGGGGUUCUCACGAGCAUUUGGACGACUGGCGGGGGCCGCGUUCGAACAGAGGCAGUACGGACUCUUUGGACAGUCUCUGCUCCAGGACAGAGGCCUCGUCACCCACUGUGAGUCAGCUCAGCGCUGUGUUCGAAAAUAUUGACCAGCAGGGCUCCGGUGCUACUAUUAGAAGAGGCGGAAGGGGGCUGUACUCACCGGAUGGUCUGCACAGACAUGGGGAUGCCAGCGAGGAUGAUACCAGUGCACGGCAGUCUCCAUCUUGUGGUUUUUACAGGACGCGAGCUGGUAGCAAGCACAAUCUGCCAGUUUCUUCCUCCUCAGAAGAUCUUCUCAGUCCUAGCCCUCUAUCCGAGUCAGUGGAUCAGGUGAAAGCAGAUGGGAAGAAGCCCCAAGAGGGACUGGAGGAGACGGAAAGUGAAAGAUUUGACGGAGGUACCACUGAAGUGAUUGAUAGAGCCAGUGAACCAAAACACAGAGCAGAAGUGAACUCAAGCGACACUGUGGAAAGUACCUCAAUCUCGGCUCAAGUCAAUGAAGCUGCAGUUUGUGACAAAACUUCAGGAAAUUCAACUGAGUCUGCAUCCACCAAGGUCCUUGAGGACACGGACGGUCAUGUGAAAGAGAAGCCUAGCCGGAUUACAGAGGAUCAAGCGGAAGAAUCCGCAGAAAAAUUCUGUGGCAACGAGAGAGUUAUUUUCAAUGUGGAUGGAGAUGCUUGCUAUCAGGGCUGGGGGGAGAGCUGCACUGACCUGGAGGAUGACCUGUAUGAUGAUGACAUCUCUUAUGAUCCUGGAUCAGAGAUCACAGAGAUUCUAGGUCUUCCAGAGGAGGACAAAGAGGAAAUGCCACAAAAGCGGAAAAUUCGAUUCAGUACUGCUCCCAUAAAAGUGUUCAAAACCUACUGCAAUGAAGAUUAUGACCGAAGGAAUGAAGAGGUGGACCCAGUGGCAUCUUCAGCUGAAUAUGAGCUGGAGAAAAGAGUUGAGAAGCUGGAACUUCUCCCUGUGGAACUGGAGAAAGAUGAUGAUGGACUGGGCAUCAGUAUUAUAGGAAUGGGUGUUGGUGCUGAUGCAGGGCUGGAGAAGCUGGGCAUCUUCGUCAAGACUGUUAUAGAGGGCGGAGCAGCAGAGAGAGAUGGAAGAAUUAAGGUGAAUGAUCAAAUCGUGGAGGUGGACGGCACCAGUCUGGUGGGAGUAACUCAAAGCUUCGCUGCUUCUGUCUUGAGAAACACGCAAGGAGUAGUCAGGUUCGUGAUUGGCCGAGAGCGUCCGGGACAGCAGAGCGAGGUGGCUCAGCUCAUCAGUCAGACUCUGGAGCAGGAGAGACGUCAGAGAGAGAUGAUGGAGCAGCAGUAUGCUCAGUACGAUGCUGAUGAUGAUGAGACAGGAGAGUACGCCACGGAUGAAGAAGAGGAGGCGGGGCAGACGGCAACAGACCGAGACGUGGCUAUUGAGGUUUUCGAUUUACCCGAAAAUGAGGACAUCAUCUCGCCAUCUGAAUUGGAUGCCACCAAACUCUAUCAGAAGUUCAGAGAGCUGCAGAUUAAACACACCGUCACUGAAGCUGAGAUCCAGAAACUCAAGAACAAGCUAGCUGCAGUGGAUAAAGAAAAAGCACGAUGGGAGAGAGAGAAGACACAGCUGAAGCAAAGCAUCGAGGAUAACAAGGAGAGGAUGCUGAAACUAGAGAGCUAUUGGAUCGAGGCUCAGACGCUGUGCCAUACGGUCAAUGAACAUCUGAAGGAAGCCCAGAGUCAGUAUCAGGCUCUGGAGAAGAAAUACAACAAGGCCAAAAAACUCAUUAAAGACUUCCAGCAGAGAGAGCUGGAGUUCACCCAGAGGGAGGAUGCAGAGAAGAAGAAGCUGGAGGAGGUGGAGAGAAAUCAUUUAGCUGAAAUACAGAGUCUUCAAGUGAGGAUUGCUUCUCUGGAGUCCGAGCUGAUGCAGCUGAUGAAACAAAAUGGCAUCCAGGUAAACAAUAACAACAACAGUGCGGAGAGCCGAGCCCAGCUGACUGAGAGACUGGCGGCCUUGCAGUGUCCGAGGAGAAGUGUGCCUGUCGGGGAACUGGGCGAGCUGAUGGGAGCCAUUGGUGCGCAGAGAAUGUGCAGUUCUUCUGAGGGACAAGAGAGCCUGGAAGGGAGGGCCUCUGGGCCUCAAACCUCCAGAGUAUCUGGAGCCGUAGAGGUCCCUCUCAUGUACCCACAGCCUCAGCAGGGUCCUGAUAAUGAAGUUUCCAACUCUUCAGUGAGUCUAAAGGAGAAAUACAGCAAAAAAGACCUCGGGUCUUCGCUGAGGAAAACUAAAGGGAAAGAGCAGGAUCCCAAAGAAUUUCCUGGUAAAAGCUCCAAAGAACUUCCAGCAGAGAACAGUCCUGACAGGAGCAAGAGGAAGGGUCCUGGAGUAAAUGAUGACCUCAGCAUCAGCAGUGCGAGCUCACCUGAGCUCAGUGGUGGCCUAAUCGACGUUAACACGUCUGGUCGACAAAUACUAACACUGUCUUCAGAUGAGAGUGUGGAAGAUGAGAUUCUGGAUGAAGGUCAGCCUCUCAAACAGUACCAGUGGCAGAACCGCAGUGUGACAGAGUGGACAUGUCAACAGGUGUCCUGCUGGCUCACGGGUCUGAACCUGGAACAUUAUGUCUCUCUUUUCGCCACCAAGAAUGUGGAUGGAGAGCAUCUACUGAAGCUGGACAGCACAGCACUUAAGGAUCUGGGUGUGGAGUCCUCUCAGGAUCGGGCUCUGAUUAAGAAAAAGCUGAAAGAUCUGAAAGUCCUGAUGGAAAAAGCUCAGCGAAACAGAGAGAAAAUAGAAAAGCAACGUGAGAAACUGCGCAAGAAGGAACUGGAUCAGGUUCAGAAACAGGUCAGGAAAAACAGCAAGUCCUCUGGACCAGGAGAGGGCGCCACUGAAUGACAUCACUUCUUUAACCAUCACUACUGUCUCACCAUGAGCAGUGUACAAGUAGCAAUGAGUUCAGCAUUUCAAGAGUUCAUCACAAAAGGGGCUUAUUGCUAUUGAGCUGCCAUUGGACAAACUGAAACCAAAAUGUCCAAUACUGGAUUUAAUGGUCUUUUCAGGUUUUUUUCUUGUUUUGGCAGAAUGAUCACUAGUUUUCCUUGUUUUAGGUCUGAUUAAUAUCUAUUUAUUUGCAUAUGGAGAAUAUCUGUUGAAGCAAAGCAUAUCAGUUUAUAACUCAUGACAGUUAAUAACUGCAUUACAAGCACCUUUAGACGUUAUGACAAUGUACAUAUACAAGUAACGUGAAUAUGUCUAAAGUGCCAUUUUUUUUUCAAAACCAAGACAUGUAGUCCAAGAGACAGACGGGACAGACGAUUAAGCGAUUCAUCUCAAAGAUUUUGAGUGCUGCUCACAAGAACCACUACAGUCAGAUUCACUGGCAUACAGCAAACCUUACUGUGAGAAGAAAGCCAUUCCAGAUGAGAUACUCAAAAUCUGUUUGUGGAUACUUCACUGCAUACUUUCAACCCAGUGUUUGGAUCUCCUUCGAUGACCUGCCAGUAUUCAACUAGAAUACAACUGCCGAGUGUGUUCCAAUGUGUUCUUUGAACUUGAAACCUCUGAUCUUAGGAAGACUCAUCAAAGACUUACAUAAGGGGUGGCAACGUGAUUUCAGGAGUCCGAUGUUUUAAACUCCGCUCCAAAGACGCAAGCUGUGUACCCUAAAACAAAAAAUAGAAAGCAAGAUUGUUUUGCUGGACCCUGUGCUGCUUUUACUCCACAGCUACCUGCUUUUACCCUCUACAUAGCCCUGAGAUAGAUUCUCACUUAGACCCAAGUGCUGCCUUUUGAAGUGCUAUAGAGUUUGUAUUGGUUUAUUUUGUGGUUUGAGGUUGUGGAUCACAUUAAUCGUGUUAAUGCACCACAGUUUUUUCCGGCUUCUAAAUGUUUGUAGAGCAUAUGACAAAUGUGCACUUAAAAUGGACCUGUAUCUGUAUCUAUACCUGUGUUAUUUAAUCUACUAUAAGUUUGUCAGGAUAGAUUUCAUUCCUUUUAAUCCCAUCGUUUUUUGCAUUCUGAAAGCAGAAAUGUUGUUACGUGGUAAAUAAUCGGGCAGAGUGUUUAAUAAUGUAAUUGAAUGCAUUGAGUAAUCAUAAGACGGUUUCUUUAGACAACUUUCUUUAGUUAACUUCCUGUCUGUGUUUAUAACAAUUUAUAUUUAAUUUAUAUUACUUUAUAUACAUAUUUUAUUGUAUAUUAAUUGUUUUAAAUGAAAUUAAAACUACGGAACAUUUAUUGAUGUAUGGAAAUUAAGUUUGGGCCACAUUUGUUUAUGUUGUUGUCGCUGAAACCGUCUUAUUGAUUUAUCUUCGGUUAUGUUUUAACAUUUAUGCAACGCAUUUCCAAAAUGUAUGCAUUGUAAGUAUACACAAACACAGCUGGACAAAUUGCCAUUUCUUGUAUUUCUCAUUCAGCUACGAUAUUAACAUUUUUAAGCAUUUUAUUUUCACUGCCCAAUUUCAAAUGUCAAUAUGUCUACAUUUUUAUCACUCCUGUCUUCAAGGCAACACACUGUCCUUCCAUCUGCGAUGAUACAUAUCGUUCAUGUUUACAUGUGACUUACUGCUUGUUACCAUAGCAACAUGAAGGCAGCUUUGGUGGUUUUUGGGCACUGUGCAGAGUACAUUAGGCAGUGUCGGAUGACCCUGCACAUACAUUUCCCUCAAAGGUUACUAGAUGUAAAAUUUUAUUCAUUGUUCAUUCUUAAUUAUUUAUCUUAAAAUUUACUUGUCUUAGUGUUAUUUAUUUUUUCCCAAUCGUAGAAAUCUUUGUAAAUCAGCUAAUAUUUAUUUACCAAGCAAAAAAGGAUUACCAAAAAAAUUCUGUGAUAUUUUGAGAGUGUGUUUCUUUAUUAACUCACAAUGCUCUUGUGAACCAAUCUUCAUUAUCAUUAUUGCAAAAAUAAGCUUGUCUUAACAUGAUAAAAUCUUUUCCAACCCUCCGCUAUGAGUCCGCUGAGAACCUGCUGUAGAUCCAAAUCUAACCUAUCCUAUCCAUGUACAAAACUGACUUUUGUAUGGUAAAGUUGAAGCAAUAGCUUUUAAGCCCGGCGUUUUUUAUAACUUCCUGUUGUCUCAGUUCCAUGAGGAGACCGUAGAGGGUUCACCGGGCCUGUCUGUCUGAAUGUGUUUACAUGCAGGGAUAAUCACCUAAGGAUUUAAGUACAGAAAUGUGAUUGUCAUUCAUGUAUCAUUUUCACUGAUAUUUAGGGCGCUUCUCUGACGUAUUAAGUUGUUUUACCCUGUUAUUGGUAUACUGUAUGGCAGAAUCAGUCAGGGUAUAUAGAGGAAUUGCACGCAAAGCCUGAGUACAGAGCAUUACACUAUAUAUUUUGUUUCGUCAUACCCGCAUGAGGGACCUCAAUGUGCCAUACCUGUUCUUUCCAAAACUACAAAAUCUUUUAUUUUUGUUCAUGGAAAAUAAAAAGCCUUGUGAGCGUUUGUCAUGUUGGACUGUAAAUACUUCAAAUGAAAUAAUUGGUCAGAUAAAUACAAUGAAAGAUCAUUCCAA